AUGAAUAACCAGUUUCAACAACUCCUGAAGAGGGAACCAAUAAAGAUGAGGAAGGCUUCAGUAGAAGCGGUGGCGCUUCGAAACCUCAUUAGGCAAAUUAAUUUUACAAGAGCAAAGGCCUGCUCAAUCGUGGCUGUAAAUAUUGCGGCCUCCGCGCAGUUCGGGACAUCACAUUACCUGGAUACAUCGGCACUGUCCUCUGAAGUAGUGGAACGCCAAGCGGAUUGUGUCGUCGAUGUCAUUCCUUUUGUAUACAGCCUUUUCGCUAAAGCGCCCACCCCCGUAACGAUCGUUGGUCAUUCCAUGGGUGGUGUCAUUGGCCACUACGCCCUAGCUCAAGCAAAAUUUGAUCCGUUGAUAGUGAAUUCGGUGAUUACUUUGGCGUCACCACUCAGAUCUCCAGUCGUUUCAUUGAGUAUUCGUUUGUUGAGGAUGUAUGACCGUAUUCACGAAUUCUGGCGCACUGUACCUCUGGACUCUAAUUACGACCAUCUUACUUUUCUUUCAAUUACCGGAGGUAUUUCCGAUCAUCAAGUGUGGGAUGGUUUGGGAAAAACAGCCCUACCGGUGGACCGUGCACUUCACCUUUCCAGUCCUUCAGUCAAUCAAGUCUGGCUGUCCUGUGAUCAUCUUUCCAUCCUAUGGUGCAGGCAGCUUGUCUUUCGCAUUAACGAUGCAUUAUUCGCUAGUGUCAACACCACGACACGAAUGCCACUGACAAGUCGGGCCAAACGGAUGGAUGUGCUGCAAAAAAUCUUCCUCUCCCACCCAGUUCCUCUUAAACCUCCUCUGCCGGGUAAAUUUGGUCAGUCACCAGCUGUCAUCAAUCCACGCUGUGCCUGGUUCAAUCGGGCUGGUGAUCCAAAUGGAGUCUACACAGCUGCUAAGGGCACCUGCACCUACUUCAAAAUCGGGCCGUUGACAGGAGAGGCCGCCGAAAGAGUGCUCCUUCUUCCUACUAAUCUCAAUGUGAAAACCAUCUACCUAUGUGACAAGUCGGUCAAUUCUGUCCCAUGUCCUACUCUCUACGAGUUGCCGGAGGAGUCAGUGCAAUGGAUUAUGGUCCCAGGAAACGCUAAAAAUACCGGCAAAGCACGAAGUCUCUUCGUUGUUGGAUUCAACAAGGACAAUCUCACCCAAUGUCCCAUUGACGUUGCUGGCGCUUCUCUGGUCGUCCAUCUCACCCAUCAAACCAAGGGUUCACUCAUGUUUGACCUGAUUAACAACGUGGAUGCUCGACAAUUGGAGUGGACUGGAGUCGGCAGUAGAAGUGCUAUAUAUCUACCUCGAAAUCAUAGUCGUGCAACCUUCUUUCGAAUGCCACUCCCAUUCGAUAAUUUCCACUUUGGUCCUGCUCUACCACCUCCUUCCAUACAGGUCGAUGCUGGCUCAUGUCCCCCCGAAUCCAACCUUGUCGGUCUGCUCAUCUCUUCUCUACCCUGGGAUCACCAAGUCUAUCACCAUCGAUUCGACCCCAGGAUUUCGGCGGCAUUUGACCUACAGACUGUCAGCCCUCUUCCAGAGCACUACGAAAAUUUGACAACACCCUUCGUGGAUGUAAUAAUUGACCCGCGUUGUGACAAUACCAGGAUUUACUUCUCAUAUUCGUACUCUUACUGGGUAUUCCAGAUCGUCCGGGUGCACCUGUUCCACACCCCUUCGCUAAUCACGGGUCACGCCCUACUUUCCAUCUUCCUUCUCCUCGCCUCACAUACUGUGCAUUUUCAGGCCCCCUCCUGCAAGAGAAGCAGCAACUUUGCAUUCUCUAGCCCUCUGCUGUCCGCUGAUGCGACAGUUAGAGGGCGCUUGACGAACGAAUGGAAGACCACAAAACAUUUUCUCGUCGCCGUUGGCCUCCACUGUUUUGCAGCGCUCCUCCUCUGCCUCUUUCACUCUCUACGCCUCACCAUUGACGAUUCUUCACUGUGGACCCUCUUAGUUCCCACCUCCUCCUGGAUUGAACUGGAGCGUCGUGGCGAUCUGGGAAGGACAUGGGCGGGUCCCUCGCAUAGUCCUUUGGUCUCGUUGAUGCCUUUUUACCUUCUCAAUCUUCUUUAUGCUAUUCUUGUUCCUCUUAUCCUCCACUGUCUAGCUGACAGUCGCACACCUCUCGCCCUCACUUUUCGAGUCCUAAGUCGGCUUACUGGAUUGCCGAGGCUCAACCAAUACAGACCGUGUUGUGAGGCCAGGGCGCAUCCAUUCUCAUUCUACAUUGCGCUGGCUUGCAUUUUCACCAGUUUCUUUUUCCACGAUGGAGUUGCUUUUCUAGUUAUUGCGUUUGCGUUGCUCCUGAAGUGUGGGUUCAUGCUGACCAAGGCUACUGCCAACGAUGAGAUGGCUCUGAAAAUAACGCCAAUGGAUGAGCAGUCACAAGUUCUCAUGGCAGUACAACUGCGUUUCGCCCUUCUGUUCGUCUUCUGCAGUUUCCUCUGCAUCGAACAGUGGUUCACAUUUGCCUUCAAGGCAAAAAUUUUCUUUGCUGGCUAUGAAUUUGAUUGGCUACGUUUCUUCCAACCAACCGUCUUUCGGUUCUUCCUCCUUCUCACCACCGCGUUGCUCCUUUGCUCACCCCCAACUCCGCUAAUAUCGGUCAAAGGCCAUCGUUUUCGACGCUUGCCACUACUACUUCUGGCAUUGGCACUGCUCACUACACUGGCCGGUUGCCUAGCCUGCCUCGGUGGCUAUCUGCAUACCGCAGCCAGUCUACAAGCCUGUCUUCUAGUCACCAUGGCAACAAUGUUUCUUCUGGGUCUCUGGGUUGCAAUGGCUACGACACCCUUUGCUGUCGCUGCGGCGGUGUCAUUUGGACAGGGCCACGGUCGCCUCGUGAUUGCUCUGUUUCCAUCACGCGCUGUUUGA
Molecule: messenger RNA, 2859 nt
Organism: Echinococcus granulosus
Lineage: Eukaryota; Metazoa; Platyhelminthes; Cestoda; Cyclophyllidea; Taeniidae
Product: GPI inositol-deacylase
Exons: 20
Coding region: 1-2859 (952 amino acids)
Biological process (GO): GPI anchor metabolic process; endoplasmic reticulum to Golgi vesicle-mediated transport
Cellular component (GO): endoplasmic reticulum
Molecular function (GO): phosphatidylinositol deacylase activity
Source: RefSeq, a predicted model, not a curated record